Messenger RNA from Pochonia chlamydosporia 170, 1176 nucleotides. RefSeq lists its product as hypothetical. The transcript has 3 exons. The coding region runs from base 1 to 1176 and encodes 391 amino acids. NCBI's taxonomy places the organism in Eukaryota, Fungi, Ascomycota, Sordariomycetes, Hypocreales, Clavicipitaceae. The record is from RefSeq and is a predicted model, not a curated record.
AUGCAGUGGUCAACGAAAACCGCCAUUGCUGCCAUUGUUGCAACUUACGCAUCAACAACAGAAGCUGCCCUGGCAGCUUUCUGUCCCAACAAUGGCGAAAUGUGCUUCCAAUGGGGCAUUCCACCGGCCACCAACAACGCGAAGUCCGGAAAUCUUUACUUCCAACUUCGUGCCCCCGCUUCACAUGCAUGGUUUGCAUUGGGGACCGGAUCUAAUAUGCGUGGAUCAAGCAUGUUUGUCGUCCAUCAUAACGGAAAGAACGUGACUCUCAGUACCAGAAAAGGCGAGGGUCACCGCAUGCCUCAGUAUCAGUCUCGUUCGGAUGUUCGGCUCCUCCCCGGAUCGGGAGUUAUCAAUGGCAACCUUGUUGCCAACGUGUUAUGCACAAGAUGUUCGGAUAUCAACAUCAGUGACUCGUCACCCUGGUUGUCCGCUCGGAAAAUUGGACCGCCGAUAGACUCGUCGAGCCCUUCAGCACCAAUCUCGAUCCAUGAUAUGUACACAAGCUUCCUCGUCAACCUGAACCAAGCCUCCAUUGCUGCCGAUUCAAACCCAUUUCUCACGCCAGCCACGAAUGGUGGCACCAAGCCCAGCUCCAGCGGUCCCAGCGGCGUCGUUUCAACGGUGGAUAACUCAAAGACUCUCCUGUAUGCACAUGGCAUCAUCAUGGCUGUUGCUUUCCUCGUCGGAUAUCCAGUGGGAGCAGCGUUAAUGCCGCUGCUUGGUAAAUGGGUAAUACAUGCCGGUUGGCAGAUGCUCGCGCUGGCUGCAACAUGGGCUGGGUUUGCUAUCGGGUAUAUUGUUUCUACCCGAAGCAACAGGUUCUUGGCAGACUCCCACAUGGUGAUCGGACUCUUGGUCAUUAUUCUGAUGAUGGCACAACCAGCUCUUGGCUGGCUGCACCAUAGGCAUUUCCUUAAGCACCGCCAGCGCGGUGUUAUCAGCCACGUCCACAUAUGGCAUGGCCGCGGCCUUAUGCUGGUGGGUAUUAUCAACGGUGGUAUUGGUCUCCAAUUUGCCCGGGCACCAUCAAGGUUUGUCAUUGCCUAUGGCGUAGUUGCGGCAAUAACCUCGAUCCUGUAUCUUUGCGGUGUCACAUUUGGCAUCUUCAAGCGGAGGAAGGAGCAAGACAAGCGGCUUGAAUCAUCUUCCUCCAUGGCGCUUCCAAAGAUGUAG